GCGCUUGCUUCCUCCCCAAUUGGCUGUUGCAGACAUUUGCCAGGUCGGAGCACCUCCCACUCCAGGACAGGUGAAGAUUUGCUGAAAGAGACUGGGAUUCUUAAGGCUACAGAGCACCUGGAUUCCUCAAGACCAGGAACAGCAGGCAGGCAUGCUUCAGAACGCCUGAUCGGCACCCCGUCCAAAAACUUGUUUUUCCUCUCUGGUCUGGGUUUCACAACUCAGCGAGGUGGGAGAGGGGCACGCAGACAGGAUGAGUGGUAGUGGGCUUGUCUUAAGCUCCCCAGUUUCAGAUGAAAGUGCAGCCUUUACGCCCUUGAAGCCCGUUGCGAUGGCUAGGGAACCCAGUGACGACAUGGCCGUCUUUGAAGACAUCAAGCCGCCCAUACGAAUACUGGAGAAUCAACAGGAUUUGGCACAGGCACGGACCGAAAUGGACAAGUACCUCUCUGGCCAAAUGCCCCCCACGCCAAUGGCAGCAGACAAGAAGUAUCGCCGGGAAAGUGCCUCCGUGGUGGAUGAGUAUUUCUCCACUGAAAAGCCUCCAUCUGCACCAUACAGCGUCAACAUCAAUGUGAUCCUUCCGGAUACCACACACUUGCGCACGGGGAUCUACCGGCCCACCAAGCCCCUCGCGCCCUUUCCCCAGAUCAAGAUGGAACCCAGCACCUGCUUUGCCCAGGCCUGCCCAGCCAGCACUGGGGCGACCCAGACGCUACCAGACUUCACCAGCGUCUUCAGCAUGCCUCAGUCCGUGGCCGCCAGCAGCAUCUUUGUCAAGCAAGAGCUGGCCUGCCCCGAAAUCCCCCACUCGGUCAGCCCACAGCCAGGCCUGCUUUACCAGCUGCCGGGGGAGAUGACAACCAUGGCCCACUCUACCUGCGGCACCACAGCCACCAGCAGCAUCAGCGGGGUGGCCAUGUCCACUGGCAGCCCCGGGGUGGACUCCAGAGCCUUUCCCCGGCCCCUGCGGCCAGCUGGGCAGCUCAAGUCUUUCCCGGCUGCCUCCCAAGGCCUCGGUGGCUUCAGCGUGCCGGAGGAGUUCUACCCCGUCCCGGCAGUGAGCCUGCCCCCUUCGCCUCCCAACUCACAGCCUGGCAGCCCUGAGAAUCAGCCCGAGCCCAUCAACACCAUUUCGCCUCCCCCCCCUUAUGAGGCCACAUUCGGACUGAAACUGGCCACCCCCGGCCAGAUCAGCCAUGUGCCCAGUGCCCAUGGGACCCUCACCCAGGGACACCUCGUCCCGCAGACCCCGAAGUACAACCGGCGGAACAACCCAGAGCUGGAGAAGAGGAGGAUCCACCACUGUGAUUAUCCCGGGUGCACCAAGGUUUACACCAAAAGUUCACACCUGAAGGCACACCAGAGGACUCACACUGGUGAGAAGCCCUACCGGUGCACGUGGGAUGGCUGCGACUGGUGCUUUGCCCGCUCGGAUGAGCUCACCAGGCACUACCGCAAGCACACCGGAGCCAAGCCCUUCAAGUGCCUGGCCUGCGGCCGCUGCUUCUCCCGCUCAGACCACCUGGCUCUGCACAUGAAGAGGCAUCAGAACUAGCCGCCAAAGCAUGGCAUCUGGCAGGGC
Messenger RNA from Candoia aspera, 1585 nucleotides. RefSeq names its product Krueppel-like factor 5. Gene Ontology annotation, molecular function: DNA-binding transcription factor activity, RNA polymerase II-specific; RNA polymerase II cis-regulatory region sequence-specific DNA binding. The transcript is spliced from 4 exons. The record is from RefSeq and is a predicted model, not a curated record. Gene Ontology annotation, biological process: regulation of transcription by RNA polymerase II. NCBI's taxonomy places the organism in Eukaryota, Metazoa, Chordata, Lepidosauria, Squamata, Candoiidae. Bases 254 to 1558 code for a protein of 434 amino acids.